AUGUCAGCUUUGGCUUAUAGAGUUUCUGCAGUGUUGUCCCAUGCGGGUGUCGGCUAUGAUGACAUGAGACGUUUAAACCGAAUGGGCAUUAGCAUGUCUCCAGACAGGAUGAUAAACCUUCAACACCAAAUAGGAGAGACUUACAACUCCAAGAUUCAAGUAUGGAAAAAAAACAUUGAAACGAACAGGUCGACGGUCAAAUUUCUUCAAGAAGUGAAAGAAAAGCAGGUUAAAGAUUGCAACUCAGACGAUAUGGACAUUGACACACAAAUAGACUUGACGGACAAUGUUGUAAACACCUACUCGUCGUAUACACCCGAAGUACUGCAACAGGCUACUAAGCUGAUUUCGAAAAUUCAAAUCUCGCCGAAUGAAACAGGUGUAACAGAUGAAAAUUUGAAGGACGCAAUCAAUCAUCUGGAAUCUGAGAAACUUCCUUUGUACAAGUAAGCAAAAUUUUUAUUAAUGUAUUCUGUACUCGGGCUAGCUUGUACAUUUCAUUUGUCAUUUAUAUAGCCUUUCUCACGAAUGUCAAAUUCACAAUUUUUGGAGCGCACUUUUUUUUGAAAACGACGUGAAAAAUCUAAGCGAUGUGAAAACAUUUUUUCAAAUAUUUAACUGUAAAUUAACUUAUAAUGAUUAAACUAUAUUUAUAAUUAGUUAUAGAAUCCUUUAUUUACUGCGCACCUAAAAUAAGAACAAAUCGUUUGAGGGCAUUUACACGACCAAUUUUUAUGUGGCAAUUUUUCAUAUUUUUAUGUGACAAAUGUAUUUGGUCGUGUAGAUGAGAUAACAAAUAAUUGUUGAUUGCUGUUUAAAAAAUAUCUAUGAACAACGGUAUCUCGCGCAAUAAAACUACAAUUAUAUUUUUACAAAUAUGGCGGGAAAAAAAAAUGACAUUUUAUGUGACAAGUAAUCUACACGAGCAAUUUUUCGUAUGUGACAACUUUUAUUUGUUACAUAAAAGCUAACACGCUAGUUUUUCAGCAACUGCAUGUAUUUGCCAACCAAAAAUUGCCCAAUUGUCCUCGUCUACACGAGCAAAUAAAAAUUGUCAUAUAAAAAUUGUCACAUAAAAAUUGGUCGUGUAAACGGGGCUUAUUAAUAAAACACCUCAAAGACAAAGAAUAAAUUUUUUCAACACCCUUUUUGAAAGGAUGUCAUUAUAAAAAAUAGCUAAAAUAAAAUAAUUUCUUCUCGAUUAUCCGAUACUGCAUGUGAAUAACCUCUCAAAAACUUUUUUGUAGGAUUGUUGGCGACAAUGUCGACCUAGAAGUUCAUGCUAGAAUUCAAACCAAAGAUCAUGGGAAUAAAUCUAUUCACUGGACACAUCAAUUCGCAGAACGAGCUCGCAUUGUCCCAUCAAUUCCUACAAAGCAAACCCAUCAAAAAAGGUUAAAAGAUGUCCAGCUGGUUGAAUUACUGCCAUCUGCCGACGUGUUGAACUCAUUAAAGGAAACUUGGGGUAUCCUCAUCAGCAGAGUGCUAUGUAAGUAUGUCAAAGCGUUGAGAUGUUUUAAAGAUGUAGUGAUCCAUCAUAUUCCCCACAAAUAUUCUGAGAAAAUGGCAAAGAAAUCUACGUCGGUAAAUAUUUUUUACUAUAUUUUGAAACGUAAAUGUCCGUAUAAAAUAUUAGUUAUAAAAUACAUAUACAAUUAUACUCUCCCAUUUUCCUAGUGAAGUGCCUCACCCCUCUAGCCCUCCUACAGAAUAGUAAAUAGUAAGCUUCUUUGGUCUGCAUGCAAAAUAGCCAAUCCUUCAGAUAGAUUUUUACUCAUAUGUUCAUUGUUUGAUGACAUUUUAGUGUUGCUUGGAUUUGUACUUCUUAAACCCAAGAACCUUCUUAAACCCAAGACAAAUAUGUCCCGACUUCCACAGUCGAUGGUAAAGAUAGUGUGUUAUUGCGUGUUGCACAGCAUGGUGACCAGUUAUUUGAAGAGAGGGGACGGAAUGUUCAGUGGGCUUUUGGUGAUGGUGCAAACCAGUAUGACAGACUAGAAGGCUUAAGGACCGAAUUUGCUGAUUGGCAUGCAAAAUUUACACUUUACAAGGUGAAUAUACUUUGUAUAAUUCAAUAUACUCAUAUUUUUGUAGAUACAAAAAUAGAGCACCCCUAGCCUGCAUCUGUUAACAAACUGGUUAGGCGGUGUUUAUAUGAGCCCCACAUAAAGGGCUGUGCCCUAUCAGUAGGGCUGAUUUUCACCACUGCCCAAGGGCUGAUUUCCUAUUACAAGUUGCACUUAAUGGUUUUGUGCAACUGAUUACUUUUAUUAUGGUGACCAACAGACAUUUCAAUAUUCAUUUAGAACUACAUUAAAGGUGAUCUACAGUCCGAUCUGCGCAUGUGCACAAAUGAGCCCACUUUUUAUGAUACAAACAGUUUAACUAUGUUUUGAGUUCUUGAAAAGCCUGAUUGUUGUUUCUUGAUCAUUUAUUGUACUCUAGAAGCUUGAAAAUAUAAAUAGUUGUCGAAUAAAGCUCAAUAUUUUGGACACAAAAAUGUAAACAAAGGCUUUGUUUACAUACGGACUGUAGAUCACCUUUAAAGCUUUAAAAAAUUUAGUUUGAAGUCAAUUUAAUGGCAUUUUUACUCAGCCCUACUGGAAAAUUUCCAUCCAUAAUAUGCGAGAUCUCGCCCAAUAGGGCUUCUUGGUGGGCCUGCACAUGGGUUAAGUAGGACUGGCCGGCUGGCCCUCCUGUCAUAUAAACACAAACAAUGUAUUAGCAAGUGUGAUCUCACAUAGGAAUGCCAGCCCUUUAUGUAGGAAUCAUAUACAUGUAAACAGUACCUUAGAAACCAACUUGCCCCAUCCUGAACAUUCCAGACUAUGUUUUGCAGCUUGUCAACUUGUUCAGGAGUGGGCUGCCUGUAAACUAAAGUCAUUUAUAAGAUACUGUCUAUUUGUUUACAGUCUGAGUUUGAUAUAUUCGUUAACACACAAUCAGCUGCUGAGGUAGGAACAAGUGCCGCAAGCAUAAACAGAACUGGAAAGACAAAUGCUCGAAAAGGAAUCCAGUCAAAUUACAAUGAUUACAAGGAUUUCCACGAAAGGGAAAUGGAGGCACACAUAUGUGCAGCAUUUAUGGAGAUGUUAUCAAUGAGUACACUUGAAGGUAUGAUAAUCAAUUUGUAUAUUUGUAUGUUCAAGUUUUAAGCAGAUGUAUCCUAAUCCUGUUUUACAAAAUAUGUUCACUUUUAAAAGUUGGAAUAUUGAUAUUUGUCAAUAUUGAUAAGACAUUAAUGGUUUAUAAUUUCAUUUUGAUUCAACACAUUAAAGCUGAUAAUUCGCCUGUAGCAAGUGAAAUUGUCUUGCAUAUAGACAAAUAAGGUAUAUAAUAUAAGUGCAUUUGGACACAUUGCAUAUCACAUAAUUAUCUCACAUGUGAAAUCUAUAUCUAUUGUAUCUUAAAUAUUUAGAUUCUAUACCCAGUAUGCCAAAUAAAGAUGUACCAAAAACUAUCAGACAGAAAUGGUUGUUGGAUAUUUGCAAAGGCAUUGUGGACAAGUAUGUCUUUGGAGUACCAGAUGUGAAUACACUUGUUGAAGAAACUCAAAAUUUACAAAAUGCCACGACAGCUGAAUUUGUGUGCAGAGCACCAACAUGUAAUGCAAAGUACAUACAUCACUCAGGAAGAGUAAGGUACAGUAUAGUACAUAUCUCCAAUCAGGGACAUCGGAAUGGCUGCAAAAGUGGGGAGGGGGCACACUUUGCGCCUGUCAAAGGCACAUGACAGCAGGUGGCAUUCUAGGGGAGUCUGGGGCAUGCCUCUUGGAAUAAUUUUAAAAUUAUAGUCUCUGAAGUGCCAUUUCCUGCACAUAGUUCUGAAGGUAACAAAAUGUCAUAAAAUAUCUGAAAUUGUUUUGUCUACAUGCAUAACUGAAAUGAUAUAAUUUAACUUUGUGGUUUAUUACUGAUCAUUGUUAAAAAGUUAGGGGGGCACAAAGACAUUUAGGCCACUCAACUAAAAAAGUGGAGAGAUGCCCCCCCAACUUCUGAUGCCCCUGGCUCCAAUACAAUGAAGGAAAUGUAUAAAAAUUUGUAUGGAAAUCAUGGGUUCACUCUGUCUAAUGUCAUGGUUACUUAGAAGUACUCUAUUCAUGUUUUCAGGCAUGAGAUAAAGAAUCAUGGUCACCAUUUUAACAAGAUAGAUGGUGAGCGAGAUGAAUAUGGAUAUUACUACUGCCAACAUGGUUGUGGCUAUGUUUUUUCAACAAAAGCAACGAGAACAAAGUGAGAAUUUAAAUAAUCAGACAACUUAUAAGUUCAUAGAACUACAACUAUAUAUAACUAUAUGUAAUGAAUUAACCCUUUAAGUGGCAAUGCACCCCAAUGCGCCCCACUUUAUUGUUUUACUCUGUCUAAUGUCUCUGUCAAUGGGUUAAUCAAUAGGUGCAUUAACACAUUGGAUGACAAUGCACUCAAAUGUGCCCUAUCUUAGUUUUCCUUGCUCUUUCUAAUGCCAGAUGUUUGUUGUCAAGGAGAUUCUUAUAAUGCAAUAAGUUUGCAUGUAUCAGUACCUUAUAAACAUAUAUUUAACAUUUACAGGCAUGAAGAACGUACACAUGGUAGUGUUGCUGCACCUGUAAAUGACACUGAAAGUGUUGAUGAUGAUUGUAGUGAGCAAGACUAUCUAUACAACUACCACACUGCCAAGCUAACAUAUGGUUUACUUCUAUUGGAAUUCAACGAUGCUGUAAAGGAAGGAGAUGGAGAACGCUUAUUCAAAGUGUAUAAAUUAGCAAUGCUUUUCUAUAGAAAGUAUGGUCAUUUUAAGUAUGCAUAUGCAGUUCUUUUAUAUUCGAGCCAGAUAAAAGCUAUAUUGUCAGAGUCAGAGGCAUGUGAUUUAAAGUGGAACAGAUUUCACAACAAGUUUGGUGGAAAGGGUAGGAAUAUCCCUCUCGAUUUGAAAAAGGAACAACAAAACAAAGUGUUGAAAACGAUGUGGAAAGGUCUUGGGUCAAACCUGUCAGAACAGAGUGCAUCUCGAGUACCUAAAGCAUUAGAUUCAAUUGAAGAUCCUAUGAGCUCCAUUGACACUGACUGUAGAUUGGAAAAAAGGCAAGGACGAAAUUCUAAGAAAGGUCCUGAAGAAAGCGUCACACAAAUUCUUGGAGACUUGAUGAAAAAACAAGUUUUUCUGCUUACCCCUGGACGAGAAGGUCACAAAUCGUUUCCAAAAUUUGAAGCGAACCUCUUAGAAGGACUAGAUUACAGAGACCUUCACAAAUGGAUGACUGAUCAUCUUUCAUUAUGA
Paramuricea clavata is the source of this 5256-nucleotide messenger RNA. NCBI's taxonomy places the organism in Eukaryota, Metazoa, Cnidaria, Anthozoa, Malacalcyonacea, Plexauridae. The record is from the annotation of a GenBank genome assembly.